AUGAAGAAGAAGUAUGAGGGGACAUCAAAGGCGAAAAGGGCACAACUGCAAGCACUUCGAGGCGAUUUCGAAACUUUACACAUGAAGUAUGGAGAAUCGGUGACUGAUUACUUCUCCAGGACGAUGGAAAUCGCAAAUAAGAUGAGAAUCCAUGGUGACCAAAUGAUAGAUGUCACUAUCAUUGAGAAGAUUCCUCGUUCGAUGACAACAAAAUUCAACUAUAUUGUUUGUUCGAUUGAGGAAUCUAAAGACAUUGACAGUAUGUCCAUUGAUGAAUUGCAGAGUUCUUUGUCGGUUCAUGAGCAGAAAAUGAAUCGGCAAGACAAAAGGAGAAAGCGUUACAAGCCUCCGCAUCAAAAGGAGGAGGUCAUGGACGAGGAAGAGGUAGAGGCAGAGGUGGCAAUGAUGGUAGACACUCAAAUCAGAAAUCUGAAGAUUCUGAUUCUCAAGUACAAGUCAAAGUGCCGUACUAAUCUAAGGAGAGAUGGUGGAAAGCAGUCCAAUUUUGAUCAGAAGGAAGAAGAAGUGUCUUUGUUGAUGACUUGUCACAUGAAGAAGGAAACCCACAAGAAAUUCUCGUGGUACUUAGACACUGGUUGCAACAACCAUAUGAGUGGAGAGAAGUUUGUAUUCUUUGAAUUGGAUGAAGCUUUUCGUGAUGUUGUGAAGUUCGGUGAUGGCUCUACAGUCUCUGUUAUAGGAAAGGGAAAGAUUUGA
Malania oleifera is the source of this 717-nucleotide messenger RNA. RefSeq lists its product as uncharacterized. The transcript has 3 exons. NCBI's taxonomy places the organism in Eukaryota, Viridiplantae, Streptophyta, Magnoliopsida, Santalales, Ximeniaceae. The record is from RefSeq and is a predicted model, not a curated record. Bases 1 to 717 code for a protein of 238 amino acids.